AUGCUCGAGUAUUUCUCGUAUAAGAAGGUGAAGAAACACCGCGAACAGAAGGCUGAGAAGCUGCGCUUAGAAGAGGAGAAGAAGACAUCUAACAAGGAGGAUGAGACGACCAAAGAGCCUGGUGCUGUCGGCUCGGUAAAAGCAGGUAGUAAUGUCGAGAUUACCAGUUCCGUAUCGCCCAAGACGUCCCCUCCCCAUCCCGGCUCCUCAGUGGCUGCUCAGCGACUCUCAGUGGAUGAAGAAGGUGUGUCUGUCCUCGACCCAGAGGACGAAAGGUUCCUCGAACGUCUCACUUCCCCGUCAGAUCUCAGCGUCAAUGACAACGACGCCGAUGACAACGAGACCCCGCCUCCGCUACCCCCGCGCGUCAAGACCCCCGUGAUAGAGCUAGACAGCGACGACAGCUCUAGCUUCGCCGGUAGGGACGGUGGCAGCGGCGAUAAUAAGAAUUCCGAUAAAGCCGACGGAAAGGGAAAAGAAAAGGUUAAAGUUAAAGUUAAGCCGGACGAUGAUGGCAACGACAAGAAAGACGACAAACCGAAGCGCUUCUCUUUCGUAACCAACCUGCCGCGAAGCCUAUCGCUGAGGCACAAGUCCAAACCGAACAAGAAGGAUCAACAGCAGAAGGACCAACAGCAUCUUACUGUCCCCGGUACCAAGGACACGGGGGACGAUGAGCGCGAGGAGCGCAAAGAGGAGGCAGACAUGGCACGCGUGCUCGACGACCUGAAUCUGAGCAUGUCGGCAGAGAGUGGGCGUGCAUUCUCUCUAUCGCGCGAGUCGGCCGAGACGCUGCGCCGCUUCACGCAGGUGCUCCGGGACCUAGCGAAUGGCGUACCGACAGCGUACGACGACCUCGUUGCACUGAUCCGCGAUCGCGACGGGACGAUCGCGCGCUCGUACGAGCGCCUGCCACGCAGUCUCAAGAAGCUCGUCGCCCAGCUUCCGGACAAGCUAACGUCAGCGUUGGCGCCGGAGCUGCUCGCGGUGGCUGCAGAGGCCCAGGGGCUCUCGAAAGACAACGAGACGAAGGACGGCAACGCAUUCGACAAGCUCCUAAGCCCCGGGAACCUGCUGGAGCUGGUGACGAAGCCGGGCGCCGUGGCUGGCCUGCUCAAGGGCAUCGUCAACGCGCUAAAGACGCGCUGGCCUGCGUUCGUCGGCACCAACGUGUUGUGGAGCGUCGCCGCCUUCCUACUUCUGUCCGCGCUGUGGUACUGCUACAAGCGCGGGCGCGAGACGCGGCUUGAGAGAGAGAAGGCUGAGGCUGAGGCCGCGCAAGACAAGGCCGGCGAAGGAGCAGGUGGCGAGGGAACGACCGCGGCGGUGGCCAUAGAAGGCGAGGGCGAGGGGGUCACUGGGACCCUAGCGUCGUCGGCGUCGGCGCCGUCACCACCACCGGAUGGGAAGUGA
Messenger RNA from Durotheca rogersii, 1413 nucleotides. RefSeq lists its product as uncharacterized. Bases 1 to 1413 code for a protein of 470 amino acids. The transcript has 2 exons. Lineage: Eukaryota; Fungi; Ascomycota; Sordariomycetes; Xylariales; Xylariaceae. The record is from RefSeq and is a predicted model, not a curated record.